AUGGUGUGUUGCUUAGGACUCACUAUUGGUAUAUCUCGUUACAUCAGCCGUCUUCUUCAACCUAUCUAUGAUCAAGCGACUCGUUCAACAACAUUUUUCAAAGCUAGUAAUGCUGUACAUGCGCUAGAAAACUAUGCCAAAGAAGUUCGUUUACAAUCAAAUACAUUAUUUGCUGCUAUACACGUCAAUGAUUUAUGUACACUUAUACCUCAUGAGCAAUUGACGGAACCAUUACAGCAUUUUCUCUAUGAUUAUGUACCAGAUGGGCAAGUGCAAGGAUUAACUGUUGAUACUAUUAUUGAGUUAGUUCGUUUUGUUUUACAAAAUCAAUACUUUAUUUUCGAUAACAAAAUUUGUCGACAAAUUAAAGGUUGUGGUUCUGGUCAACCGCUCAAUCAUCUAUUAGCAAAUAUUUAUAUGUUCUAUUGGCAACAAGAUUUAGUUGAAACAUUAGUUAAUUAA
Rotaria sp. Silwood1 is the source of this 462-nucleotide messenger RNA. NCBI's taxonomy places the organism in Eukaryota, Metazoa, Rotifera, Eurotatoria, Philodinida, Philodinidae. The record is from the annotation of a GenBank genome assembly.